UAACUUUCUGUCUCUUGUUACCAUUGAACUGAAAGUAAUUGAUCCGUCAGAAUACUUUUUACGAAGAAAAAUAUAAAAGCAAAAUGGAGCAAGCUUUAGAGCAACAUCUACUCCAGGCCACCCAGGCCAUGGAGCAACAGGUGGACGCUGAAAUUGAAAAAAUGUCUAAAAUGGAUGAAGAUGAUUUUGAUGCUUUGCGUCAGAAGAGAAUGGAUAUGAUGAAAAAAUCAGCACAACAAAAACAAGAAUGGUUAGCCCAGGGUCAUGGUGAAUAUACAGAAAUUGCCAAUGAAAAAGAGUUCUUUGAUGAGUGUAAAAAGAGUAAAAAAGUGGUGUGCCAUUUUUUCAGAGACAGUACAUUUCGCUGUAAAAUAGUAGAUAAACAUUUAUAUCUGUUAGCUCCGAAACAUUUGGAAACACGAUUUUUGAAAAUUAAUGUAGAAAAGGCGCCGUUUUUAGUAGAGCGUUUAAGAAUUAAAGUUUUACCUACUAUUUGUGUGGCUAAGAAUGGUAAAACUACUGAUUAUAUAGUUGGUUUUAAUGAUCUUGGCAAUAAGGAUGAUUUUUCAACAGAAAUGUUAGAAUGGCGUUUAGGUACAGCUGAUGCUAUUAAUUACAGUGGUGACUUGUUACAUCCACCAUUAGAUGACGAGGCUGCAGCCAGUAGAAAUAAAAGUGUGCUAGGUUAUGGUCGACCUAUCCAGAAAAAAACAAUAAGAGAUGAUGGAAACAGUAGUAGUGAUGAUGAUUAUUAAAUUAUGGUUACAUAAGUUUGUCACAUAUUUUCAAAACUAUUGUUAAAAACAUUUGAGUUAAAUUUCGUCAAAUCUUGAAUCAGAAAAAUUAUUCUUGUUAGUUCACAGCAUAAAUUUUUUAAGUUAAAUUUCUUUUGAUCUGUUAUCAUGUUCUGUAUUUUGUAACUUUCAUAUUCUGAGUAAUCUUGAUUCAUACCCCACAUAAAAAUUGUUAAAUGAAAUUUCAAGCCAUAUUGGCUGCUUUCAUGUCAUUCUUUUCACAGAAACUGCAUUUUGUUCCUUGUAACAACUUAAGCAGUGGUGUUGAAUAUAAUAUAAAUAUAAUGUACACAUAUUCAUAUUCUCACUAUGUAUCAUCGCAAUGGUGGAAUUAUUAUUUAUUAAAAUUUAUAAUAUCUG
Molecule: messenger RNA, 1154 nt
Organism: Lottia gigantea (owl limpet)
Lineage: Eukaryota; Metazoa; Mollusca; Gastropoda; Lottiidae
Exons: 2
Coding region: 84-755 (223 amino acids)
Biological process (GO): microtubule cytoskeleton organization
Cellular component (GO): cytoplasm
Source: RefSeq, a predicted model, not a curated record